GAACUGGGUGGGGUGUGCAGUGGGAAGGGUAUUUAAGUAGGCCAGGAGAAGCAAAGAGCAGGAGCCAGGAACCACAAAGAGCAGAGGAGAGCGCAAUUUCUCCUCUCAGCUUUCACCAGGACCCUGGAAAUCUGGAAAAGAGAGAAAAGCAAGUUUGUUAAAAAGAAGAUGGCGUCUUCCAGAACACAGGAAACAAGUGAAAUCAAACCACCUCAGAAAUAUCUCAAAGAAAGUAUCCUUGUAAAAAGGGGUGAACCUUCUGUUUAUGCAUUAAAACUGAAAAAGGCGUCUGAAACGUCUCCAAAGUACCAUCUAGGCAAAGAGAACUUGCAGAUCGCCAACAAAGUGAUCAUGAUGAUGGGAGCAUCUGGAUCAGGGAAAACCACUCUCAUCAAUGGGAUGAUCAACUACAUCCUGGGCGUGCAAUGGGGAGAUGAAUUCCGGUUCAAACUUAUCGAUGAAGUGACCGGAAGAAACCAAGCAGAAAGCCAGACAUCCGAAGUGAGGGCUUAUGUGGUGAACUAUCAAGAGGGUCUCAAGAUCCCUUGCUCCCUCACUUUUGUUGACACUCCAGGAUUCGGAGACACGAGAGGAAUAGAACAGGACAAAAAGUUAGUGGAGAAGAUCCGGGAGUUUUUCUCCAUCCCAGGAGGCAUUGACCACAUCGAUUGCGUCUGCUUUGUGGUCAAGGCUUCCACAAACCGCUUAACAGCAGCCGAGAAAUACGUCUUUGAUUCCGUGCUCUCCAUCUUUGGGAAAGAUAUAAAGGAGAACAUCCAGUUCCUGAUCACCUUUGCAGAUUCACAGACUCCCCUGGUCCUUGAGGCCAUUAAGACGGCCAACGUUCCAUGCACGAAAGAUGGCAAGGGGAACCCCGUGCAUUUCAAAUUCAACAAUUCCGCCCUGUUUGCCAACAAUGUCGUGGGGGACGGGGAGAGCCCUAACUUUGACGAAAUGUUUUGGGAAAUGGGUAUGAUCAGCAUGAAGACCUACUUUGACUCGCUAAGAAAACUGAACGCGAGGAGUUUGUCUUUGACGAAGGAAGUUCUCAGGGAGCGGAAAGAGUUGGAGACGGUUGUGCAGGGCCUGCUGCCCCAGAUCAAAACCGGGCUGGUCAAACUGGAAGAACUGAAGGAAACGGAACAAGUCCUUGACCAGCACAAAGCUGACAUGGCGGCCAACAGAGAUUUUGAGUAUGAGUUCCCAGUCACCGUCAAAGUGAAGCAAGAUCUCUCUGGAGCUCAUCAAUAUGCAACCAACUGCAAGAACUGCGAGUUCACCUGCCACUAUCCUUGCUGGGGUACCUGGGACCUGCUGAACCGCUUUUGCUCCGCUAUCAGUUUCUUCUCAGGAAAAUGCAACGUUUGUCCUGGCAAGUGCUCAGCCAGUGACCACUGCAACCAGGAUUACCAAUUUAAGGAUGAAAUAAGGAAAGAGAAGAAGACAUAUGCGGAACUGAAGAAAAAGUACGAGUACGCCUGCCAUGGGGUUAUGACAGCGGAGGAGCUGAUUUGGCACCUCAGCCAGGAGUACAUCGAGGUGAGAGAAAAUUUGUUUGAAAACAUUGAGAGAGCGUCUCAAAGCCUGCGGCGCCUGCAGGAAAUUGCCCUGAAGCCCAACCCGCUCUCCACUCCAGAAUACAUCGACAUGCUCAUUGCAUCCGAAGAGGAGGAAUGCAAGCUUGGAUAUCAGAAAAGGAUCCAGUUGCUCAAGGAUGUGAAGAAAGAAGCAGAGAUCAUACAGAAGAUUGCAAAUAAGGAGGCUCUGCUGCCAGAGGAGGAGGAGAUGAUGAGCGAACGGGGGGACAAAAGCAAAUUCCGCUUGAUAGCCAGAUAUUGGAAGAGAAGGGCGAUGAAUAUUCUCCCUAAAUAAAGGGGCAACACAACAGCUCCUGUUCAGCCUUAGAUCUCUGUAUAAGCGGGGGGCCCAUAUCCUUUUCGCUAAGUGCAGGGACUCUGAGGCUGGAUCUACACUGACCUGUUCAAAGUUAUUAGAACGAUAUCAGAUAUAUUGUUCUAAAACGUCACAGGGCAGACUUGGAAAAAUAAAGUGUUUCUUACCUCCAUCAAAGCGCUGUCUCCCUACUGCUACUCUUCCUCUCUGUAGGCAGAGAAGAGAUGUAGAAUCUCCUCCUUCCCCCUCCAGAUUGCAUUUAAUUAGGGGUUAAACCACCCCCUACUUAAACAUUAGCUGUGCCCCUGAACUGAUCUGGGUGCUUGACCCCUGGCCUGACUGAUCCAGGGGAGAUCAGAGUGACUCUGCACAGCCCUAAUGGUUAAACAGCUCAUGCUUUCUUAAUAUUUAGGAUAAUUUACUAUAUACCUGGAAAAGCUUUUAACUAGUUGGAAUCAGUGGAAGUUGUUUUUUUGGGGGGGGAGGGAGGGACAAGUAAAAGUAGAAUUGCAUAAUAAUUAAACAAUAUUAGUUUUGCAUGUCGUGAUUAUGCUCUGCCCCCACAGCUGGAGGCAGCAGUUCUUCUGAAUAGCAUGUGCUGGAAGCUGCAGGAGGGGAGAGCACUGGUCUUGCGUUCGAGUCCUGCCAGGGGGCUAAACCUUCAGGAGAACAGGAUGCUGAACUAGAUGGGCCGUUCUCUCCCCCCCUCCCCCCC
This is a messenger RNA of Podarcis raffonei (Aeolian wall lizard), 2608 nucleotides long. RefSeq lists its product as uncharacterized. The transcript has 2 exons. Bases 169 to 1872 code for a protein of 567 amino acids. The record is from RefSeq and is a predicted model, not a curated record. Lineage: Eukaryota; Metazoa; Chordata; Lepidosauria; Squamata; Lacertidae. Gene Ontology annotation, molecular function: GTP binding.